UGGGGUCCAGCGGGGCAGUUGCAUGCGCCGGCGAUCUACACGUGACAGCGCGCUUGAGGGCGCGUCUUCCAAGACAAUUCAGCUACUUCUGCCUGAUCACCACAAAGAUGCGCUGGCCCAGUGAGAUCACGACAGAACAUGGACGCCUUCGUGUCAAGAAAGAGGAAGCGGGCUGAUGUGUCGCAAAAGCCUGUACCGCCACCGGCGGCUUCUGCAGCUUCUAAACGCAUCUCAGCAUCAGAACAGGAUGAAGAAUCCACAGACUUCAAGCUAGCUCUGCUGGCUUCACUACAUCCAGUUGCUGAAGAAACGACGUUACUCGAAGCGCUGCUGGCCUCAGACGGAUCUGUCGAACAAGCAUCUACAUGCCUCGCACAGAGUACAUUCGCGUCCCUAAAAAAACGAAGUGCGAACGCCACUACUGGCUACCAAUCAUCACUAUCAUCAUAUCAUGUGAACUCUGACGGUAGUGGGCCGGCGAAGAAGGCAUUGGUCAAGAAGGGCAAGACGCUCCACCUGUUCAGCCCAGAAGAUAUCGAGCAGCAUACGCCAUGCUCUAUCAUUCACAAUUUCCUGCCGCCUCAGCAAGCAAAUGCAUUGUUACAGCAAUUACUCGAUGAGGCACCAACGUAUCAAAGUCUCGAGUUCAAGCUGUUUAAUCGCGUGGUUACCAGCCCUCACACGUUCUGCUUCUACGUCAACUCUCUUGCCGAGGCAGAGGAGCAGAAGACCGAGUACAUCUAUGAUGGCCGCAAAGUUGAGAACGUUCAGCAAAGCCUGCCAGAGAUGCUCAACGCAGUCCCCCAAGUCGAAGAAGCCGUCAACCGCGAGAUACAACGAAGGAUCCUCGACUUCUACCCCAACAGCAAAAAGCUCAAGUAUCAAUCUCCCCACCCCUGGAAAGCCAACACUGCAUUCGUGAACUGCUACGACGGCCCCCAAGAACACGUCGGCUACCACGCCGACCAACUGACCUACCUCGGCCCACGCGCAGUCAUCGGCAGCCUUUCUCUCGGCGUAGCACGCGAGUUCCGCGUCCGCAAGAUUCACGUUGAAGACGACAAGCACCGCAAAGACGACGGCUCUCUCGCAGACGCCCAGGGACAAAUCUCAAUCCACCUCCCGCACAACUCGUUGCUAAUUAUGCAUGCCGAGAUGCAGGAAGAGUGGAAACACUCCAUCGCCCCUGCGCAAGCUAUCGAUCCGCAUCCUCUGGCGAAGAACAAGCGGCUCAACAUCACAUAUCGGUUUUACAAGGAUAGUUUGCAUCCGCGGUAUACACCGAAGUGUAAAUGCGGCGUACCUACUGUGCUGAGGUGUGCUACGAGGAAGAAAGAGUCGAGAGGAAGAUAUAUAUGGAUGUGUCAUACGAACUAUGUUCCUGGGCAGGAUGGAUGCUCGUUCUUCCAGUGGGCGGAGUUUGACGAUGAUGGAGAGCCACCUUGGGCCGCGAAGGCGAAUGCUGAUCAGGAGAGGUUGGCCAAAGAGAAACCGUCGUCGUUGAAGGACGAGAAGGACACGGAGGUCACAUGAGACCCUACUCAACGACCGACAAUAUCCACACCAUUUUCAAUCCACGUGGCUACUCGAGGAACACUCGAGCUGCGUCGCACUACGCAGCCCACCGCGUGCCCAACCAUCUACACCGCAUACCUACCAACCACGCGACCCUACUUU
Molecule: messenger RNA, 1677 nt
Organism: Macroventuria anomochaeta
Lineage: Eukaryota; Fungi; Ascomycota; Dothideomycetes; Pleosporales; Didymellaceae
Exons: 2
Coding region: 139-1533 (464 amino acids)
Biological process (GO): DNA repair; DNA alkylation repair
Cellular component (GO): nucleus
Molecular function (GO): dioxygenase activity; zinc ion binding
Source: RefSeq, a predicted model, not a curated record